Messenger RNA from Ogataea angusta, 903 nucleotides. RefSeq lists its product as uncharacterized. The record is from RefSeq and is a predicted model, not a curated record. NCBI's taxonomy places the organism in Eukaryota, Fungi, Ascomycota, Pichiomycetes, Pichiales, Pichiaceae. Gene Ontology annotation, molecular function: RNA polymerase II cis-regulatory region sequence-specific DNA binding; DNA-binding transcription factor activity, RNA polymerase II-specific. Gene Ontology annotation, biological process: regulation of transcription by RNA polymerase II. The coding region runs from base 1 to 903 and encodes 300 amino acids. Gene Ontology annotation, cellular component: nucleus. The transcript has a single exon.
AUGUCGCAAUCACUGACCAUGUUAUCGAACAUAGAUUCGAGCUUGAUGAACCAGCAAGCUGUCGGGACAGGUGAUCAGCAUGGAGACUCCUCAAAAAUCUCAGGAACAGACUCGUCAUCGUUGGGUCAGCAAAGCAACUCCGAAGACGAUGACGAAGAAGACAAGAGCGGGCUCUCUGAAGAGAAAAAGUAUCAAUGUAGCCAGUGUCACCAUUCAUUUACCAGGAAACAUAACCUAAAAUCGCAUAUGCUCAUCCACACAGAUGAAAAGCCUUUCGAAUGUACCCAUUGCAACAGUAAGUUCAGAAGACAGCAUGAUUUGAAAAGACAUGAAAAGCUCCACACCGGUGAAAAGCCUUAUAGAUGCGAAAAAUGUGACAAAAGGUUUGCUCGUGCAGACGCACUGCUGAGACACGCGAACUCCUCGUCCGGGUGUGCUGGAGCAGGAUCCACUUCCAGCAUGGACCCGUCCUUGUCUCCUGGCUCCAGUGCUGGAACGACGUUGGGAAAGCGCAAACCCUACGAUGAACAAACAAUUCAAAUGCACCCUUACAAAAAACCGAAAGAUGCCACCAACGCUGAGGCUGCUGCUGCCGCCGCAGUGGCUUCGGCCGUGUCAAAUUACUACGUGCAACAAGCAGCCAUCCAGACACAGCAAAGACAAAGCAGGUCUCGAUCCACGCAACAGUCCUCUCAGCCGCAGGUUUCGCUCAACUCUACAAAUAACUAUAUGCAGUCGGCGGGAUAUCCUCAACAGCAGCUCGCCAAUUAUGGAGGAAACAACUCGAAUGAUGCCACUUUGGCUGAGCUCUACGGCACUAUUGCUAUUUUAGAGGCCAAGGUGAACACUUUAGAGUCCCGAAUCAUGGAACUGGAAGGUAAAGUGUCACAUGCUGGCCACUAA